This is a messenger RNA of Phycomyces blakesleeanus NRRL 1555(-), 769 nucleotides long. RefSeq lists its product as hypothetical. Bases 55 to 744 code for a protein of 229 amino acids. NCBI's taxonomy places the organism in Eukaryota, Fungi, Mucoromycota, Mucoromycetes, Mucorales, Phycomycetaceae. The transcript has 5 exons. The record is from RefSeq and is a predicted model, not a curated record.
CAUAUAUAUACAUAUACAUAGUGUCUAUAUAUACAUAUAUAUAUAUACGUUCUAAUGACAUGUACUCUUAGUUACAAAGGACGCACUCUAGAGUGUACCCUUGAAGAGAAGCCUAUUAUAAAUGAUAAAAAAUACCUCAUUCUAUUAGUUCAUGGACUAUUUGGCAACAAGGAAGCACUUUACCUACCAGAUCUAGCUAAAGAAUUGCCUUAUUCAAGCGCGCGAAUGAGCCUAGGACAAGACAAUGGAAAACCAGCUAUAGACAUCAUUGACACAGUCAGUACCUUGUUUUUUAUUGCAAAUCAUUAUAUAAGCAAAGGUUAUGAGAUUCAUGGAAUCAUUGGCCAUUCUACAGGUGGUUUGGCUGCGCUCAAAUAUGCUACAACAUGCGAAAGACCAUUAGCCCAUGUCAUUAACAUCAGCACUCCAUACUCAUUGAAUGACAUAAAUGUUGAUCAUACACUUGAAGCCUUGUAUAACUCCAUGGCAGGAUCCUCUGAAAGUCAAGAACGAGAAAAGAUACUCGGGUAUAUUACAGACAAAGAAAAAGAGCAAUUCAAAUCAUGGAGCAAUUCACACCGUAAGCAACACACACAUACACACAAAUAUAUAUAUAUAUAUAUAUGUGUGUGUGUGCAUAUGAGUAUUAGUGAGCUUAUAAGCAUCAAAUGGAAACAUCAAACCGACAAAAUAUUCGCUUUAAUAUUUAUUACACUUUUAUUAAAGUUACUCGAAUGCCUUUAACUACGUGUGUAUUGACAUGUCACGG